Fonsecaea erecta is the source of this 4314-nucleotide messenger RNA. RefSeq lists its product as hypothetical. The record is from RefSeq and is a predicted model, not a curated record. Lineage: Eukaryota; Fungi; Ascomycota; Eurotiomycetes; Chaetothyriales; Herpotrichiellaceae. The coding region runs from base 1 to 4314 and encodes 1437 amino acids. Gene Ontology annotation, molecular function: telomeric repeat DNA binding; RNA binding; Hsp90 protein binding. The transcript is spliced from 6 exons. Gene Ontology annotation, cellular component: cytosol. Gene Ontology annotation, biological process: telomere maintenance via telomerase; protein stabilization.
AUGGACGGUUUAUUGGAGCCCAUCAAAACCACCCGCAAGGUUCAGAAUAACAUUGAUAAGUUCGAGACCUUGACCUUGAAAGAUUCUGUGCCGGCAUCGCGCCGCCCAGCCAGUACCAAAUCUAAGAUAUCUGUGCUCGACACCACAACAGAUGCCAGUGAUGACGCAAGCGACGCAUUCAGUCUUCGACCUUCAGUUGACACGUCUAUAAGUCAGACCUCUGCAGAGGCGCAACAGACGAACCAUAAGCGCCACGACUCGACGGCGUUUCUGCAGAAGAGUUAUCUGGACAAAGCACCACCUGCCUCGCUCCCCGAUGAUGCGCUUGAGAUUUUGAAAGACCAACCCAACAACGAGGAUCUAGCAGCCGUUUUAGAGUAUCUUCACUACGGUAUUGAAGGUAGACAUGACUUCAACAUUCACGUGCCGGAGCCCAAGGCCUCCCAAAUCAUCAACGUCCUUGUUACUGUUACCGUUCCCGAUCAGUGGCUUCAUCUGCGAAAACCCAGACUUUCGAGAUCGGACACGCAGCUCAAGACAGCCCUACUAUCCUCACUUUCUAGUGUAGCCGGGAUCGGUGCACUUUUGAUGCAGAUUAGGCGCCUUUCAUCCAUCAAUCCCGGCCAAGAUAGUUCGCUGUUGGCAGAUACGGUCCAUGUCCUAUCGUCAGUCCUUGCUGGCAACACGAUCAUUUCCAAAUUCUUAUCCCAUGCUAUCAAGACAAUUCCCACGGACACACAGCGCCGUGUCUUCUGGCAGGAAGCGACUUCUCAACUUGCUGGCAGCAAGAUCCUCACAACCAUGUCGCAAGUCUUCGCGACAUUUCGGGACUUGAAAGGAUUAGGAGAGCACGAGGAAUGGCUUGGGGACGGAAAUGAGUACUCGAGAUGGCUUGGACGCAAUAUUUCGACCGCCGCGGCAAGCUUCAACACAAUGCCGCCCUCCAAUUCUCCGCAGAUAAGCCUUCUUUGCCAGAUGUUGAAGCGAGGGCUUAGUCUUGGGUAUCGGGAUACCUUGAUCAGCGAGCUCUACAACUCACUUCUUCUCGGGAAGCGAGCGUUGUGGACGCCAAUGCAUAUUUUAAUUCAGGGCUUGCCGGCGUACGAUCAAAAAGUCCUCUUUGACACCAUCCUACGAGAUCUUGCACGGAGAUUCUUCGAAAACGGAGCAGAUAUCGUGGGACCAAAGGAGCUACUGGAAACGAAUAGCUCCACGAUCGGGGGAGUGGCAGCCAUGAUUAACGGGCUCGUCCGAAACAAUCCCUUGCUAGAAGCACAUGUGACGAAUUGGUUGACGAGCACUAAUGGGGAAUACGCUGGUCUCGGUCUUAAUACUCGUAGAGCUGUCAUUGCAACCCUGGCAGCGAGUCAAGACAAGCUCGAGCAGAUCCUCGAGAGAAGUCUGGAGAACUUUGGGAACAAACUACAAAUCCAGCGCGAUGCUAUUCUCCAGCAGGAGUCAGAACCUGUGCUUACCCAUGGUUGGGCUCUUCUAGCGACCGCUCAAACCAUCCUGCUUGCUUUCGGCUAUCUCAAUCGUUUGGAUCACAGCUCGGUCAAAAAGUUUUCGGGUUCCAGUGCUUUCGUGCGGGCGGUCUCAAAUCGGCUUUCUGCAUCGGUUCCUCGCGCCAGGCUUUUGGGGAUGAUGGUUGCGGUUGCAGUCUCAAAGCUAGUCGAUCAGCCGGACAAGAUCCUGAACUUUGGCAUUGAAGAGAUGGAAGGGGAGCAGAUGCAGCGGUUCGUGGGUCUAGUCGACAUACAAGACACAAUUGGAAGUUUGGAACAACUGGUGAAGAACGCAAUCGAGCCCUCGAAGAAGCGCCCUUUGCACACGACUCCUAAAGCCGUACGCCGCAAACGACUGUCAACAGAGCCACGACCUCAGGGAUCUAAGAUCGUGGCCAUUGAAGAAGUUUCCGAUUCCGACGGAGCACCCUCGGCCGGGGAAGAGGAAGAGGAGGAGGAUCUACAACCCUAUCCUCUACCAGACAGCGACCCAUCCGACUCAGACGAUGACCCUACGCUGGUCAACCGGAACAAACCAGCCCCUCCAGUCUACAUCACGUCUCUCAUAAAGCAGCUCAAUGCAAAGAACGACCCCUCGGCAGUCGAGCUGGCAAUCAAGACUGCUCCAUCUUUGAUACGUCGAAAGGCAAACUUUGGCGACGAAUUGUCAUCCAACAUCCUCCAGCUGGCUUCAUCUCUAGUGAAUGUGCAAGAAGGCAUGGACUCGGACGAUGUGCAACGAUCAAGAUUGGAGGGCAUAAUCGCAUGCCUGGUUUCGAUACCUAGGUUGAUGGGGCCCUGGAUCGUAAGCAUGUAUUUCGAAGGGGAUUUCUCCCUGUCAACACGUGCGACCCUGUUGACUGCGGUGUCGUUGGGGUCGAGAGAACUGGCAGGGAUCAACAUUGAUGUCGACCGACCAUCUGCGACCGAGCGCCCAAGCGAACCACCGUUUCCUUCGAAUCGACUACCACCGCGUCUUGAGCCAGUGUAUUCCUCACCAGCAGCCGUCGACACCAUUACAACAGCAUUGUCCUAUCGCACUCUCCAGCCAUUGGCGCUAGAAGCUGCCGACAAGCUCACAGGGCCGGACAUCCUCAAGGUCCGCACUUUCUCUUCCCGGAUGAAAGUCGCCGCCAAAACCGCCGCGAAGCUCGAAGCGCGCUCAAAACGAAUCCCGAAAGACCUGCACAAGCUUCUCGCAGAAGCACUAUACCUACCGUUUUGUUCGCGACUGACGCUUCUCCUCGCCUCGCUCGUCACAUCACCUUACCUGGUCAAUUCCACCCUCCUACAUCCCUCUUUGAUUAAACUGAGCCUGCAAACGCUCAUCAUCCUCAUUUCCACCAUUGGUCCUAACGCUGUACAACUCCCCACACUGACCCACGAGUCCCUUCUGUUGUUGACAACGCUCCAUACUCUUCCUUCCCUUGCACACGAUGCGAUCAUCCUCCCUCCCAUUCUCCACUUGAUCCUGACACUAUUGGACUUGAACAUUGAAGCCGGGAGCACAUCCGAAGAACGCCUGGUCACAGACUUUGGCCCCAUGUUUGCAGAACUGGUGUCGUGGACGAGCAGUCUCGGAGAUCGCGUUUCCAUUCCCGAAGUCGAUGGUGAUCCGGGGUUGGGAAUGGCCAUGCCAUGGCCUGUCCUUGUUGCGGGAAUCCAGGUCAAGUGGCAGGAAGUGGGACGGAAAUUCCAGGGAAGGAUGUAUGCCCUACGCCGUUGCGCCUCGCGCUUUCUCACUUCUCAACCUUCCAUCGUUGUCUCCUCUUCACGAACAUACACUUCUAUCAGCGCUCCUACAUCGCGGUUAAUCGGGAGGGCCGCCGCAUCAUUUCCUUUACAACGGCGAUGGGCUACAGGUGGAACCCAGGAAAAAGAGAGCAAGCCUCCCAUAUCUGGAAUUGAGCCCACGAAAUCAGAAGAAGCCGAGAAUGCAGCUCAAACCCAGGCUUCCAGCACAAAGUCGGCUCCCCAAGCUGCAGAGCCUGCGAAUAUCACCGAAGCCACAGAAGAGUCCUUUCCGGCUGCAGUGAUCAAUGAAAAUCUUCUUGCUGAAACUGGGCCUGCGCCGACCGGGUCUGAGCCAGCCAUUGCGGAAUCCGCCAAUGCGACUGAAGCAACCGACGAAGCAUUGCCUGCAGCUGAGACGGGCGAAAAGCUAACAGCUGAUUCUAAAUCUACACCCUCGCAGUCGGCAACCCUGAGCCAUGCUGGCAUGUUUGACCGCAAGCCCACACUUUACAUCGGCAAUUUGUUCUUCGAUGUCACCGAGACCGACCUAGUCAAAGAAUUCGCCCGCUUCGGAACGGUGACCAAGUGCAAGAUUGUUCGGGACAGCCGUGGCUUAAGUAAAGGAUUCGGUUAUGUCGAUUUCUCAACGCAGGAGGCUGCCGACGCGGCCAUGGAGCGUCUCAACAUGUCGCUCUUCGAAGGUCGCCGCAUCACAGUUCAGUACGCGGCGCGCCCGAGCGGCGUCCUUGACAACCAGAACGUCGAGCGCAAGCCCCUCAACCCUCCUUCCAAGACCCUUUUCAUCGGCAACAUGUCCUUCGAGAUGACGGAUCGCGAUCUCACGAACCUGUUCCGUGGCAUUAGAAAUGUCAUCGACGUCCGUGUCGCCAUUGAUCGACGCACCGGGCAACCGAGAGGGUUCGCCCAUGCCGACUUCAUUGACGUCAAGAGUGCCAUGGAAGCAAUGAAGCUGCUGCAAGAGAAGGAGAUUUACGGUCGGAGGCUGAGAGUCGAUUUCUCAUACUCCUCGGCGAAUAGAGCUCCCAGGAACGACCCGCCCGUUGAAAAUAACUAG